Molecule: messenger RNA, 3228 nt
Organism: Akanthomyces muscarius
Lineage: Eukaryota; Fungi; Ascomycota; Sordariomycetes; Hypocreales; Cordycipitaceae
Exons: 13
Coding region: 1-3228 (1075 amino acids)
Molecular function (GO): ATP-dependent protein folding chaperone; ATP binding
Source: RefSeq, a predicted model, not a curated record
AUGUCGAGUUCGACAAUAUACGAGUGCUCCCAAAAAUGUCGACAUCUAUUACGACAGUGCAUUGUAUUAGCAGCUGCGACCGAGAGCAGAGACUGGUUCGAAUGUAGGCAGGCCGACUUUAAUGUGUGGGCUUCGAGCGUUCAAGCCUUCACGACUGGCAGAUCGUCGUUCGAUUAUAGACUUCGGGAAAGACAAGAUGUGCGCGGCACUGUAUGCGAUCUCCUCGGAGGCCUCGCUCAGACUCUCGAGCUUCAUUUAGCAGCGAAAGGUGACACGCAACGUCAACCUGAAAUCCAAGACAAUCGUCAAAACCUGUUAGAGACCUAUGAGGAUGAUAUUGACAUUAGUUUCUCGGACUUUUCCGAGGAGAGUUCCACAUCCUAUGCGUCUUCUGACGCGUCAAAUGAGGCAAUUUCUCAGUAUGCCUCUAGUAUUAUCGCGAUGCUUGAGCAGCUUGUACGACUAUCCAAUUCCAUACGUCGGUCUGCCAUCAAACUUCGACAAGAACGGGCCGACUCACUACUCAAAAUUGACGAGUACAGAGAGUUUCAAAGUGUUCUGAAGCUUAUUAUCUUGAAAGACAGAUUGAUGCAUGGCACUUCAAUGACGUCAGCGGAACGGAUGGAGCAGUUCAAUCAGCAAGAUCUCACUCCUGUACAACACAGGCUAAUUCACGCAAAUGUUCUGAGGGAAAAUCGAAUUCGGAUUACGAUGAAGUCGAAACCUUCAUUCACGUGGUCGCCGCAGGAAACUUUGGCUCGUGAAUUGCCGGGGAUUGUCCCAAUCCCGGAGAUCAAACCUCAACCUACAGCAUCAGAAGUGCUACUCGGAACUAAUGUCAAAACUGAAAAGAUGAUACGAGAGGCCACAAGCACCCGAUCUCUCUCUAUGGUACGAACAGCAACCGAAAUCGGAAGCCAGUUCAAUCUGGAGGUCGCCAUGGCAAAGCAGAGGACCCCCUCAAUUGUGACGCGGGCAACGCGCAUCGCGACCAGUCAAUACUAUCCCAGUUGUCCCAUUGGUCGCAACGGCGAAUCAAUUCGAUGCCCAUAUUGUGCGGAACCUCUGCCUAAAGAACUCACCACAGAUGUAACAAGGUGGAGGGGCCACGUGGCGAGCGACUUGAUACCAUAUACCUGUGUAUAUGACGAUUGCACUGUUCCUUACAGAAUCAAAAGGACGGGGCUGCAAGAUGUGCUUUGCCCUCUAUGUUUCGAGACAGACGAUAACCACGAGCCCAACUUUGAGCACAUUGCAGCACAUGUGCACUCAUUCUCCAUUUUCGCUCUUACAUGGAACGUAGAUGAAGAGGCCACGGAUAUCUCAUCUGCUUACAAGGCGCAACAAGAUACCCAGGACUGGGAUUCAGGCAGCUCUAGAAGUUCUGACGAUGACAUGGCCCAACAGCAAGGGUCGACUGAACUGCACCCUAAGCAAUCUGCCGGUCUGGCACCUUUGGAUAAGCACUCACCAAUACGGCUCAUUGUUGGCAUUGAUUUUGGAACUACUCAUUCUGGGGUAGCGUAUUACUUUCCUGACUCGCGAGAUAAAAAGCUCAAAGUGAUCAACGAGUGGCCCGGCACCCUGCUUGAAGUGCCCAAGAUCCCGACAACUGUCAGGUACGACAAAGAUGACGCAGAGAAGUUCGAAUGGGGAGCUUCAAUAAAAGCCUCCGAUGGAACUUUCAGUGGAGUAAAGCUGCUCCUAAACCCGAGUCAAAAGCUUCCCUGGCAUGUUGCGCGCACUGAUGUCAAGGCAGCCUUGAGGUUGCUGCCGCUUUCCAAGACUCCCAAGGACGUUGCGGCGGACUUUUUGCGCGCAAUGGUAUUGCACGCCGUGUCGCAAAUUGAAAGAAGGGUAACUCAAGCUGUUUUCGAUUUGUUGCGGCCUGAAUACAUUCUUUCAGUACCUGCGGUGUGGUCCGAUGCCGCGAAAGAUUCGACCCUGGAGGUCGCAAAAGCAGCCGGCAUCACUCCGCUCACCUUGAUCAAAGAGCCCGAAGCAGCGGCUUUGUACUUAAUCAGACGCCUGGACGUCUUUCUCGAUCCACGCGAUGCCAUUGUAAUCUGUGAUACCGGCGGAGGCACGGUGAAUUUGACUUCCUAUGAGAUCGAACAGAUCGAGCCUAGGCUUGAAUUGAAAGAGGUCGUUCCUGGCUUAGGAGUCAUGAUCGGAUCUAUGGAUUUGAAUCGACGAUUUAAAGUGGCCGUGGAAGAAUUACUCCCCGAUGAUAAGUGGCAAGCACUAAAGAAUAGCAGGGGCAUGAUUAAGGCCAGCCAGCAGUUCGAGAACCAUAUCAAACGCGUAUUUACAGGAGAUAUGGACGAGGAACAUUACGUAUGCUUCCCCGGUGCUACCUUUGAAGAUAAUGAAGACAAAGGCUUGGUGGGAAAUGAAUGGAAAAUGACAGGGGAGGACGUCAAAGCUAUCUUUGACCCUUUCAUAGGUAGCAUACUGGAUCUGAUCAAGGCUCAAGUGCAUGGCGUUCAACUCAAGGGAAAAAUCGUGAAAGCCAUCUUUUUGGUCGGCGGCUUCGGAGAAAACGAAUAUUUCCGAAGGGAAGUUGUGAGGGCUCAUGCAGAUAUCAGAAUCGUGCAGCCGGACGACGCUUGGAUGGCUGUGGCCAAAGGCGCAGUAUUAUCAAGAAUGCCAGAUGAUGCAGUCAUCACCAGUUUCUUAGCGAGGCGCCAUUAUGGAGUGGAAUUCGGCUCAACCUUUGGCUCGGGGGUCGACCUGGAGGAAGCUACUUCUCACGACGAUUCCACAGACGAGAUGAUGGCUAGUCGAAUGUCAUGGCAUAUCAACAUCGGCGACAGCAUCAAAAGUGGCCAAAAAGUACGAAUUCCACUAUCCAGAGCCCUUCCUCAGGACUAUGGACCUUCCGAUACAAUAUUUCAAGAGAUUCUUUAUGAAUGCCAGGACGAGGUUGCGCCGACACACAGAUCAAAGAGCUCGACGAUCCAGCCGUGCUGCAUGCUAGUCUUCGACAUUGGCAACGUACCCACCUCAGAAUUUAUCAGAAAACCUGCAAUGCCAAGCCAGACUCACUUCUCGAGCCAAGCUGGCCUACCCAUCGAAACAGUCUCUCACGCGGGCAGUGGCAAGCCAUACUGGCUGGUGUUAUAUGACUUGGUAAUAUCAUUUGAAACUGGAUUCAUGGCCUUUUCAAUGGAGAUGGAAGGCCAGAUGUUCGGGUCCGUCGAGGCGCAUUUUAAUGACCAGUUAUAG